Molecule: messenger RNA, 464 nt
Organism: Selaginella moellendorffii
Lineage: Eukaryota; Viridiplantae; Streptophyta; Lycopodiopsida; Selaginellales; Selaginellaceae
Exons: 2
Coding region: 41-388 (115 amino acids)
Source: RefSeq, a predicted model, not a curated record
UUGGAAAUAUUCUUAUCGUAUCCACAGGUUUUAGGGCGGCAUGGCGAUGGCAAUAGGAGUGUUGCGGCUCGCAAGCCCAGUGCUGCCCCAGCAGCAGUCGAUAGCUGUGGUGCCCAUGGCUCACACUGGCCGGAAAACCAGGAAGGGCGCCAAGAUAAUGAAGUCGAUCUACUCGCCUGCUGGCUUUAACAUCCGGCGCAUCCGACUGCGAAAGAAAUGGAGCGAAAAUCCCCCUCCCACCGACGCCCCCGCGUCGCCGAAAUCGCCCAGGCCUUCGCCCAAGUCCGCCCGGGCCAGCCCAGACAAAUCAGAGACAGCAGUCGCGACCCCGGAAGCAAGCCCAGAAGCGGCAGAGGCAACGACAGCAACUGCAUCGAGCGAGGCUUAGCCACUCCCCUGUUUUUAGGGUUCUUCGCGAGAACCGUUUAUCAAUUCGUAAAAACAAAAAAUCUCUAUUUACAUGA